AUGAGCUCUCUCCAUCUACUUCUGGCCCAAGGACUUCUCCUCCUGCUCCUCGUGGAAUUGGGAUGGACUUUGGUGAGCGAUGAGGAGUGGGCUCAGUACAAGGCUAAAUACGACAAGCACUACAGAUUUAAGGAUGGGUACCAUCGCGAUCUAUAUAACAAGAGGGUCCAAGCUGUCGCCGACCACAACGAACGGUAUUCCCAGGGCCUGGAAGGAUACCAAAUGGGAUUAAACCAGUACUCCGACACAGACCAAAGUGUCCUCUACAGUUAUCGAACGUCGAUCACUCCGCCCACGGAGGAAGUAACCAAGGGAGUUCCGGAACCGGAGAACUACAAGCACUAUGACGAAAUAACCGAAGGUAUCGACUGGCGGGAGUAUGGAUACAUCUCGGCAGUCGGAACACAGGGUACCGAGUGCCUGAGCUGUUGGGCCUUCUCCUCCUCGGGUGUUAUUGAGGCGCAUCUGGCCAAGAAGAACGGAAAGUUGGUGCCACUUUCACCCAAACACUUAGUCGACUGUGUUCCCUAUCCGAACCAAGGCUGCAAUAUGGGUUGGGUGAGCAUCGCCUUUAACUACGUGAGGCAUAAUGGUAUCGCCACUAAAGCAUCAUUUCCCUACCAACCCAAAAGUGAUGAGUGUCACUGGGACCCAAAAAACAGUGCUGGCACCAUACAUGAUCAUGUAACCCUGACUGAAGGUGAUGAAAAGGAACUAGCAGAGGUGGUGUACAACAUUGGUCCCGUGGCAGUAUCCAUCGACCACCUUCACGAUGAGUUCGUCCAGUAUUUCGGUGGCAUCCUUAACAUCCCGUCAUGUGGAUCAGCCAAAAGCGACCUCACGCACUCCGUUCUUGUCGUGGGCUUUGGAAGCCAUCCCAAGUGGGGAGACUACUGGCUAAUAAAGAACUCCUUUGGAACAGCCUGGGGCGAGAGUGGCUACUUUAAGUUGGCCCGAAACGCCAACAACAUGUGCGGAGUGGCAACCCUUCCCCAAUAUCCUAUAGUUUAAGAGAAUCGUUUUGGAAGGCCAGAUUUAGCCUCCUUCGUAACAUUGAGACUUAGCAUUUCACUUCCAAUUUGUAUUUGUAUAAGCUCUAUUUGAUGUUAAUAAGAAAAUAAAAACAGCCUUGGAAGACA
Molecule: messenger RNA, 1139 nt
Organism: Drosophila eugracilis
Lineage: Eukaryota; Metazoa; Arthropoda; Insecta; Diptera; Drosophilidae
Product: procathepsin L
Exons: 1
Coding region: 1-1011 (336 amino acids)
Biological process (GO): immune response
Cellular component (GO): lysosome
Molecular function (GO): cysteine-type endopeptidase activity
Source: RefSeq, a predicted model, not a curated record